Molecule: messenger RNA, 1746 nt
Organism: Thamnophis elegans (Western terrestrial garter snake)
Lineage: Eukaryota; Metazoa; Chordata; Lepidosauria; Squamata; Natricidae
Exons: 6
Coding region: 1-1746 (581 amino acids)
Biological process (GO): G protein-coupled receptor signaling pathway
Cellular component (GO): membrane
Molecular function (GO): G protein-coupled receptor activity
Source: RefSeq, a predicted model, not a curated record
AUGGCGUCAGCUAUGCCCUUGGCUAUGGCACGUUACACUAUCGCCUGCAUCCUAGGAGACAGCUCGGGAUCCUGGUCCGAGUCACCAUCAGCGCCCAAAGGCUCCUCCCCCUGGAAAGGAGAAUCCUCCUGGGGAACAGCUUCCUGGGCUGGUUCUUGUUCAGGGAACCAAGAAUUGGCAGCUGUUACUCCUCACACAAAAGCCAUUCAGAAGCCCCAGAGGACAAAUGACCUCUCACUCUCAUCUUAUGAUAUGGCAGGAGUAGUACGUUUUAUUUUCAAUAUUCAAACAGUCAAUAAAAAUCACAAGCUCCUGCACAAUCUCACACUUGGCUACAACAUUCAUGAUAACUAUUUGAGUGAAUUAGGCACUUCAGAGGCCUUGCUGGACAUGCUCUCUACUGGAGAAGCUAAUAUUCCCAACUACAGCUGCGGAAGGAAAGACAACCUUUUGGCUCUUGUUGAUGGGGCUGACAGGGACAUCGCCGUCCAGAUAUCAACAUUAGUAGGUCCCUACAAAAUCCUACAGGGACGGAGAAGAUGCAUUGAAAAAGCACCACUGAAGACUCAAGAGAAAAGGAACAGGAUCUGGAUCAGAAAUUAUGAACAUUAUUACACUAUCAUUAAGACUCUGGCCUACACCUUGAAUGCUGCAUAUGCCUUAAGAUCUAGAAGGAGAAGGAAAGAGACUGAAGAGAGUUUGGAUGCUCCAAGACUGCAGCCAUGGCAGUUCUAUCCCUUUCUGGAGAAGAAUGGAUUUUGGAAUCUUUCUGAGAUGGAACUCUACUUUGACCAAAAUGGAGAUGUAGCUGCAGAUCUGGGCAUUGAAAGCUGGAUGUUGCUCCCCAAGAAGGGCUUCGGGAGACCGGAAGAUAAAUAUCCAAAUGAGGACCGAGUACAAUGUAUCCCCAAAGUUAUAAUCUUCCUGUCUUAUGAAGAAUAUCUUGGGAUCAUUCUGGUCUCCUUUGUGCUACUUUUCUUCCUAACCACAGGCCUUGUUUUAGUCAUAUUCAUUCAAUACCGAGAAACACCCAUUGUCAAAGCCAACAACAGGGACCUCUCUUACAUCUUCCUGGUCUCCCUCCUGCUUUGUUUCUUGUCUUCUUUUCUCUUCAUUGGUCAACCAAGAAAAAACACUUGCCUUCUCCGACAGACAGUGUUCAGUAUUAUGUUCUCAGUUUCCAUUUCUUCUCUCUUAGCCAAAACAAUCAUGGUGGUGCUGGCUUUCCUGGCUAAGAAACCAGGAAACCGAGUAAAAAGAUGGUUGGGGAAGAGCUUGGCUAACUCCAUGAUCCUUUCUUGUUCUGCUGUCCAAAUUAUCAUCUGCUUCUUCUGGCUACGAGUCUCUCCCCCAUUCCCUGAUUCUGACUUUCACUCCCAGCCUGGAGUGAGCAUCUUGCAAUGCAAUGAAGGCUCUGUUUGCAUGUUCUACAUCACACUCGGCUACAUGGGCUUCUUGGCUUCCCUUUGCUUCACAGUGGCUUUCCUGGCCAGGAAUCUGCCUGGGGCCUUCAAUGAAGCCAAGUUGAUCACCUUCAGCAUGCUGAUCUUCUGCAGUGUCUGGAUGACCUUUGUACCAACCUACCUGAGCACCAAAGGGAAAUACGUGGUGGCCGUGCAGGUUUUCUCCAUCUUGGCCUCUGGUGCUGGGUUGCUGGGCUGCAUCUUUAUCCCCAAGUGUUACAUUAUCAUUGUGAGGCCAGACCUGAAUAUAAAGGAGCAGCUUACAACCAGAAGAGAUAUGUAA